This is a messenger RNA of Varanus komodoensis (Komodo dragon), 3152 nucleotides long. Its product is annotated as rho-related GTP-binding protein RhoG-like. The record is from RefSeq and is a predicted model, not a curated record. Gene Ontology annotation, biological process: establishment or maintenance of cell polarity; regulation of cell shape; small GTPase-mediated signal transduction. Gene Ontology annotation, cellular component: plasma membrane; cell cortex; cytoskeleton. NCBI's taxonomy places the organism in Eukaryota, Metazoa, Chordata, Lepidosauria, Squamata, Varanidae. Bases 17 to 730 code for a protein of 237 amino acids. The transcript is spliced from 2 exons. Gene Ontology annotation, molecular function: GTPase activity; GTP binding; protein kinase binding.
GUCCCGGGAGCGGGGCAUGGCGCAGGCGCACUGCCGAGGCCGGGGAGGGGGCGCGGUUUCCCCUGCCGGAUACAACUUCGUUUCGGCCGGCGGCGGCGGGUGCAGCUCGCGGGAGCGCGCGCGGCCUGAGGACUCCUCCCUACAGAGAGCAAGAAUGCAGACGAUAAAGUGUGUUGUGGUUGGUGACGGCGCCGUGGGAAAGACCUGUUUGCUCAUCAGCUACACCACGAAUGCAUUCCCGGAGGAAUAUAUCCCCACUGUCUUCGACAACUACAGUGCCCAGAUGACGGUGGACGGCAGGAUGGUUAGUCUGAACCUCUGGGACACAGCAGGCCAGGAGGAGUAUGACCGGCUGCGCACCCUUUCCUAUCCUCAGACCAACGUGUUUGUCAUCUGCUUUUCCAUCGGGAGCCCCUCCUCGUAUGCCAACGUAAGGCACAAAUGGCACCCCGAGGUGUCCCACCACUGCCCGAACGUGCCAAUCCUGCUUGUCGGCACCAAGAGGGACUUGAGGAGUAACGUGGAGACGGUGAAAAAGCUGAAGGAGCAAAGCCUGGGCCCCACCACCCCGCAGCAGGGAACUUCUCUGGCCAAACAGAUCGGAGCGGUCAAAUACCUCGAGUGCUCAGCGCUGAACCAGGAGGGGGUGAGAGAAGUGUUUGCGGAAGCUGUGCGCGCCGUUCUGUAUCCUGUGACGAAGAAGAACUCCAAGAAGUGUCUUCUGUUGUAGUCCUCAUGGAAAGCGGAGCAAAGACCCCGGGCUUGGGAUGUUUGUAGGUCGCCUCCUUAAUCUAAUUGCAUCUUGCACUAAUGGCUUUGAAGAGAGAUUCCUUAUGGCAAGCACUCCUACAAUUCAGGCACCAGUUCCAGAGACUGAAAGGAAUGUCCUGCUUCCAGGUGUAAGGCUCAGCCUACCUGCCAAAUCCUCCCCGUCCCUGCCUGUGUCGUCCUCUGUAGCUUCAGAAGAGGAAAGCAACAGAUGGGAGGCCCUCCCUCAAAGCCAGUCGCUUUCUUUGCUACCGAAACCGAAGAUACGGUCCUUCUAAAAGAGACUGCGGUUAAUUCUUCUUGACGUGCCAUGGCUUCCACUAUCCAUUUCAGCAUCAGUCGGCUGUCUUGUGCAUACACAGAGCUGUGCUUUUCCAGAAAUCAUGUCAGGUUGUUAGAGAGCAUCCAAAAAUGCAUUCUGAUUUUUAAAAUUUCUCCCCUGUGUGUGAGGCCCAGCAGAUACCCUGUGUAACAGCACACUUAAGCAGGUGCAAAGGAGGGAGCCUCUCUGUUUAAUAAGGUGAAAUUAAGCUGUGCCCUCUUCAUAGCAUUAGCUUUUGGGAAUCAGAUCAGUCUCUUUGGCUUUCUAGGUUAGGGAAUCCUGUGUUUGUUUCGGAAGCUGCCCUUCCUCCAUGUCAGGAAGCCAAAGCAUUCUUUCAAAUACACAUCCCCCCCACACACAACCUCUUAAGCUGGGCUUAUGCUGCACAGCAUGAGGUUUCCGAACUUGGCAAAAGAGCUCCUCAUUCAAAGAUGAUACGUUCAUCACGCUUGCUCUAGGAGGAGAUGGCCAUGGCAGCUCUGUCUGGCCAUGGCGAUAAGAAAAGCUUACUGUACCACAGGUCCCCUUAAGGAGACACUGGACUGGCUGGCCUUCGCACCAUUUAGGGGAUGCUUUUGCAAAGGAUCCUCCUCCUCUGGCAAAAGCUGUGGUUGGCCUUAACCCUUGUGAACGUGGCCUUUUGGGAAAGACCUGCCUUGCCUUUUAGGAGCAAGCUUGUUUGCUGACUGCCACCCUCCUUUUUAACUUGACUGCUAAUGCUAAAAAGUGGUGUUUCUGUGCCUUCUUGUUAUUACUGUUUUCCCUUCUGCAGGUAAAGGUCAAUGACUGCUUGCCUUAACGACAGUCAAGUGUGAGUACUAUUAAAAUGCUGCUCUGGUUGGUUACUUCUUUAAAUCUAGAUUGGUACCCAAUCUAGAUGCAUAUAAGCAGGGUUUAACUUUCACUGAAAUAUUAACUUUCCCUUCUUGAAAAAGAAUUAUGCAUUUUUUAAACAUGUGCCUCCAUUUAGCUUCAUGAACAAUGUUUUCAUCUAGUGGCAUUAGGAAACACUUCACCUAAGCUGAGACAGUACGGCCAAAUUCAAGUUCUUCAGUUGAAUCAAGAUAGAGAAUCUGAUGCUUUGUAGCUUCUCUGUUUUGACAAGGACAGCUGUUUAUUUGACAAACAAGUUUACAAAUGGCAGUUCCUGAGAAAGUGUUAUGAGUAGCUUCUCCAUAGAUGUGCAGUGGUGCUACUAAGAAAAUAAUGCUGAGAAGUAGAACUCUGUCCUGUUUUUAGCUUGGCCCCACUCCGAAUUAGCUAUGCUUUAUGUGAUAGAGAUGGUUGUGAUUCUGAUGUGUACCAGUGGAGUAGAAAAUUGGCCUGAAUUGGGAAUCAUAAUGCUUGUGAGCUGCUUGACUUGCUGCUAACCAGAUGCGCAAGUGAUGGAGCAGGAUCAGAACUCAGGCCGUGUGCAAAUUCUGCAUGCCUAUCAUGGAUAAACCAAAUGUACACCUAGACGUUCUGGGAGCUGAGACUAACGCGACUGGAUUUCUGUAACUAAACUGUGGUGUUCUUCCCUGUGCCCCGAACAUAGAGAUUCAAGUCUGGUUUCCUUGUCCUUGAUCUGACCAUUCUCAGGGUAUGAAGUGGUGAUGAACUUUCUGGGCAACUAGGAACUGACGGCGAUGCUGGCUUGGCCUCACCAAUGUGUCCCAGUCCGUUCUCAAUGCCAGGCAAAGCAUCACUGUGUACAAGACUGUGGGGGACCAGUCCCUGCAGGCUAAUAGUUCUGCAAGUGGAUCUUCAGCUUAGUGUAUAGAACAUGCCAGCUGUAAAGCCACGGAAAGCCAUCCCUGUCACCACACAGUGCUGUGGAGCCCUGUGGGGGGAGGAUUUCUGACCUCUCAUGAAAGAGCUUUCUCAAGGCUGAACUGAGGCUUUACAUGGCGGCUGGGUGGGCCACAUGUGCCUUACUGUGCAAGGAAACUCUGAGACACUGUGGUACUGAAACAUACACUGGCAACUGAUUUUUAUAGUUAAAAGACAUUUGUACGGCGACUAACAAAGUUAUUUUUAAAUUAUGCAGAAUUAAAUUGUAAUAAAGCAUUUUCUUGCAUAA